AAAAGUGUACAAUGCAGAAACUGCUGUCACCCUAUCACCCACAUUAUGUGUUGAGAGACACAGGGUAAAAUAUCAUGUCUUCUCUGCUGGUGUGAUACCCUGCAGCAAUUUGCCUUAUCUUGUUUUUCAAGUCUGGUGGUACUUUUCACCCAGUCCCUUCCCUUGUGAUUUUAGUCACUUCCUUCUGUCUCACUCUCUUUCUCUCUCCUUCCCCUCAGAUGAAUUUCGGAUGCCAGUCACCCAGCCAUAGAUCUGUGUGUGCGCAUGAGAAAGGGAAUAGUGAGAGAGGAAGCGAGAGAGAGAGAGAGAGAGAGGGAGGGAGGAAGAGAGGAAGGGAGAGGGAUAGUUGGACAGAGUGCUGAACGUAGGGCAGUUCAUCAUUGUGUUAUGAUGUGAGCAGGGAGGCAGGAAGGAGGAGAGGGACCAAAGUAAGAGGAGGAGAGAGGGAAUUAACUGAGAACGCAGCUGGACUACAUGUCUAGUCUGAGGGAGCCAGAUUAGUGGUGACUCAGAGCUUUUGGAAUACUUACCAGAAGGGAAUAUGGCUUUGCACCGCUGUUAGACUGCAUAGUGUAUGCUCAUGUGAGUUUGUGGGUGCCACGGAGGGACUGAAAGGGAGAAGGAGUUCAACCUCAUCAAAAAGGAGUCACUCAGUGCCCCCCUCCUCAAAGACUUAGAGCAGAGGAGUACAGAGGAGGGGGGCAAGGUGGAGAGGAGGCCAGGUGGAGAGGUGGGCCCCCACGCCUGGAAGCAGAACACCUAAAGGACAAAGUGAAACGUGCCACAGCUCAACCCAAGGUUUGACAAAUGCUGACAAUGAUGUGAUGGUGAUGGUGGACACAAGCUCUCCUGGGUUUUCAGGCCACUGAGUCAGUCGGCCAGGUGAUGGGGAGACGGGCAGCUGACCUGACCACUCCUGUGCCAGUACUGGGAGUUCCUGCCCUGGUGGGGGUGCGUGGUUGGAGUACAGCAGGGGGGGAGAGGGCUGGGGGAGUGCUGCCACUGACAUGGGGUCCCCAGUGCAGUAUCGGAGUGCAGACUUCACCCGACAUGAGAGCUCCACCCAUCUUGCACGGGACAAAACUAACAGGCACAUUCCCCAGUCAAUCAGAAAGAAGCAUUACUCCUACAUGCAAUGGCUACAUCCCAAAAGAGGCAAAGGAAGAGGAGGGAAUCAGACAGACUAAGAGUGUCAGACAAAGAGGUGUUCUUUCAAAACAGAGGAGUUUAGAUUCCAAGACCAAAAAAGGUGUGACAUUUGAAGAGAUUUCCAGUGAACUUACAGAGAAUGUGGUCUUCAACAAAUGGAAAAGUGGGACUUAUUGCUUUGCCCGGGCAAUCAAGACUAACCCACACCUAUUAGGGGGCGUGGGGAACAGCCAGAUUAAAGAGAGGCGGGACUUGCGCUACACAAAUGGCAGCGUAGUUGACUCAGAGGCUAUAGGAGGGAUUUGUAUUGAUGGCAGUGAUGAGGCGGAGCCUGUCUCGACCAUGUCCUCUCGAGGAAGGGACCAAUCAAAACCUAAAGAACAUUCUGUGGCACAUUCAUAUUGUGGGAAUGCAAAACGACCACCUGCUCCCCCACCUCUCUGGAUGCUCCAGGAAAUGUGCAGACACUGUGGAGGGAGACAGACUGUGGUCCCUGGAGCUGGAGAUGAAGAUGCCAGUCUGGAAGUUAAGAGCCCUUCCUCUGCAUGCCCUGAAGGAACAACAGCCAUGAAAACACCUAUUUCACUCAUAGACAGAAACCACCUUCUCCCUUCACAUACUGAGAAAGAGAGGAACUCUACAUGCUCCACUCCGAGGCUUGCAGACAGGGAUCUGAUGCAAAGACAGCCGACACAAACAGAAUCUCAAUCCACCCACCCCCACUGUAAACCCCCUAUUUACAACAACAAAGACAGGAAGCCCAACCUGCCUGCAAACCCAGCGCCUGCAUGGAAAACCAAAGAUCUGAAACAGACUAAUGGUUAUACCUCACAUUAUACAUACCCCCUGCAUACCUCUAUCAGAGACCCAGUAGAAACCCUAGUUACACCUGCACAUACACACUCAGACAAGCCAACCCGCCAAAGAACCAUCUUGCACACAAAAUCUAUUACAGUCACUAAGGCAACUAUUGAACCCAGGCAUGCAGAUGCCAACACCCUUGAGACCCCAUCUCACUGGAGUAAAAUUCCUCGACCGAAAAUACUCAAAAUGUAUCCUCAGAUCGCAAUAGCCACCAGGGCAAACACGCCACGCGCACACCGUAAACAUCCAAAGACACCCAAACACCCAAAUACACAGCCCAACCCAUCAAAUACAUCAUGUACAUCUACUCACCCUUACUGUCCAAACACACCAUACAGAACCUUUCCUCCAAACCAUGUUAACCCAUCCCAUGUUAUUAGAGCCCCUAAGCCUGAAAACACAACACCACGGUCUAACACUGCUACAACAUUACAUAUAAGUGCACCCCCUUACCCUGCUAACACACACGCAACUAAACCCCCUAACUCUGCAAACUCACAUACAGCUACACCUCCCACCCCUGAAAGCACACUGACGACAACCACAAAACUCCUAAACAGUGGUACUAAAACGAGACAUAGAACAACACUCUCUACCCUCGCUAACACAUUACAUAUAGCUACAACUCUAAAACCAGCAAACACACCAUGCAAAGCCACUCUCUCUUACCCUUACAACCCAUCACACACAACUAUUCUCACAAGCUAUUAUAACCCAUCACACACAACUACACCCACAAGCUAUUAUAACCUAUCAUACACAAAUACACCCACAAGCUAUUAUAACCCAUCACACACAACUACUCCCACAAGCUAUUAUAACCCAUCACACACAAAUACACCUACAAAACCUUUGUUCCAUACCCUUAACCUGUCAAACACAUCACACACUCCUAGUUCCCCUGACUCAGCUAAUGCAUCCCCCAUAACACCCCCUAACGUUGAUAACGCAUCACAUACAACUAUAUCCUCUCUCUGUUCAAAUGCCUUAUACACAGCUACGCAGCAUCAGUCCUCAUCCACGUCACUGCCGAUCUGUAGACCACUGAUCAUGACACAGAUACACAACAAUAAACCACCUGACCCAUCAAACAGAUCAACCACUAACACGCAGAAUAACAGCACAUUUAUAAAUACACAUAUUGAACAAACCGCUGCCCUUCACACCAUCGUAUCACAGACACAUCAGGAAAGACACUCUGGAAUAUUCAAUGCAUCACAGGUCACUAACCUUCCAAAACACAUCACUGAAAUAAUGAUAAACAAAGAAUGGGAACAGCAGGGACACAUUGUCACACAACAUCAGGGAGACCUUUUCACAAACCUAAAACCUGGAUCUGAGUGUCAGAUACAUUCUCACAAAGAGCACAUUCCCUCCAGCGUGUUACAUGCACAUGCAAAUACCACAUUUAGAUUCAGCCUUGACAGGCAGAUAUACACAAAUUAUGCUCCAACUUCCAGCACACCACAGACACAAACAGAUCCUAAGCCCCUCAUUGCAUCACAGACAAACAUUACUGCACAUGUCAAACCCAUCACCGAAACACCAAACCACACAAACAAAGACUUCCGUUCCACACCAUCCCCACACAAACACACAAGCCCCACACACCGACUCAUACCACAGGUCCGUCCAUACACAAUCACUGAACUCCUCACACACAAAGCAAUAAACCCCAAGUACAACCCCCUUUUGCCGCCAUCACGCAUGGCACACCUAGAAUCCUACACCCUCACCCAUUCCAAUCAGACACACCAGAUGAUCCAUCCAGUAUUUUUGUUGUCAAGUACCAUCCCACAACCCUCCCGAGACGACCCUAGGCUGGCUCACUCCCACCCGGCUGAUACAGACCUGCUGCUGCUGCCCCCCUCCCCACAGUGCAGCAGGCCACCCCGUUUCCAUAGGAGGCUGCAGUGUGUGGAGGCCAGCCUGGCAGCCAACCAGGACAGGAUCACUACACUUCUCAACAUCAUCCAAGACCUUGAGAUGAGCCAUGCUCUCAACAAGGGGCGGCGAUGCUACAGGACAGGCCAAGACCUCCGGGAGUGCUCCACCUGUCAGAAGACUGCUUGUAUCGUAUAUAGUGUGGAGUAUGACUUCAGGCAGCAAGAGAGACGUUUCUUGGAGGUUUUGUAUCCCCAGAGGGCUGACAACAACACUCCUCCCUCCCUGCCCCACAACAGCACCCUGCUGACGAACGCCAUCACUAAGACCAUGACCAAGUCCAAGGUUAAAAGCAAGAAGUUGUGCAAGAUGCUUUUCCAAUGGCUGCCUAGGACAAUUCAGCGAACAAAGUCCUCCUUUCACCAACUCUCUCCAGAUAAUUUGAAUUCCUAGCAUGUUAUUCAUGAGGUAUUGAGGUAUCCCUGUAAUAUAAGAUCUGAUGGUGUGUUCAAGACAACUGGGUCUAAAAUACAAGGUCAAAUCAAGAUGUCAGUAAUCUCCAGGUCGGAAAAUCAGAGCUCUUGAAAGAGGCCGAAUUCCUGAGUCGGAAUUCUGAGUUAGAUGAACGUUCCAAAUGAUUUUUCCCUGUCGGAGUAAGUUUUUCUGAGAGUUCCCAAUUUUCUUGAGCACACUGAAGUCGGAAGUCAGAGAUUUCCAAGUUCCCAGCUGUUUUGAACUCGGCAUGAUGUCCCUAUCACAGCAAGUAGCACUUGUCAUUGUAGAAGACACCUACAUCCCUUCCUGUCCACAUGAUGGGUGUUCUGAAAUCUGAUUUGCUCCUUAAUGAUUGAUUGACACCCUAUUGUCCAAUCACGACAUAGCAUGAACAGGAAUUGCCCUUAGUAACUACAGACCUUUGCCCAGUCUAGCAACAGUCUAUCAUAUGGAGAAAACUUCAUCCCUCAGGUUAAAAUCAUGAACUUUCAUCCAAAGCACAUGCACUAGUUGUUGAACUAGAUACAACAUCCAAAAGUUUGCUAGAUUGCAAUCACUAUUUUCAGAGCCUAUUGUAGAUGAUAGUCCAUAUUCUAUAGUAUUUUAUUGUAGCUAAGCAUCAAGUGAAGUGUUGCAGUCCUCUACCAGCUUAUCCCUGGGUCAAUGUAUAUACAUCAUAUUUUUGAAAAAUAAACCAAAGCCCACAGUACAAUACUGUAAACAUUUUCUUUUCAUGUUUGAUUAAAUAUCUUA
Molecule: messenger RNA, 5145 nt
Organism: Oncorhynchus kisutch (coho salmon)
Lineage: Eukaryota; Metazoa; Chordata; Actinopteri; Salmoniformes; Salmonidae
Product: mucin-17
Exons: 4
Coding region: 886-4350 (1154 amino acids)
Source: RefSeq, a predicted model, not a curated record